AGCACCUACCUCCCUACCUCCCUACCUACCUGCAUACUAGGUACUAGGUACGUAUAAAUAUUACCUAUAUCAUAUUGACCGACGCCAUUCACCUCACCUUGGAAUCACCUUGGAAAGCGAAAAAAAAAAAAAAAAAGAUUAGGUGAUUCAUCUUUUUCCCCCCUUUCAGUCUUCCUACAGUAGAUUGCGAAGAGUGGGGGAACCCACAACACCAUAACGAUGGCGACGGUGACAACAACGCAGCCGCCGCCGCCGCCGACGACGACGACACCAAGGUCAAGAUUAAGGGAAUACUUCCAUACCGAGUAUCAACCCGGUGAGCGGAAGUUGGUGCGAAAGAUCGAUUUCUUCAUCUUGACCUUCUGCUGUCUUAGUUACUUUACCAAUUACUUGGACCGUUCCAACCUCAACAAUGCGUACGUAUCCGGGAUGAAAGAGGACCUCGGCUUCGUGGGGGACCAGCUGAACCAGAUCAACACGUGCUUCACCAUCGGCUACGUGAUUGGCCAGAUCCCGGCGAACUUGUCGCUGCACUACAUCAAGCCGCGAUACUUCUUCCCCGCUUGCAUGAUCGUCUGGGCCGGCCUGACCAUGGUAACCGCCUCCGUCCAUAAUCCCCAGAGCAUCAUGGCCAUCCGCUUCUUCCAGGGUAUCGCCGAGGCCACCACCUUUGUCGGCACCCACUAUAUCCUCGGCUCUUGGUACACCGAGCGCGAGCUCGGCAAGCGAUCCGGUAUAUUUACCGCGUCCGGCCUGGCUGGAACCAUGAUCGGAGGUUUCAUCCAGACUGGCAUUAACUCCAGUCUCAAUGGUGUCCAUGGCCUUCGUGGUUGGCGGUGGUUGUUCAUCAUGGAUGGCAUUAUCACACUACCCAUCGCGCUUUACGGCUUCUGCUUCUUCCCAGAUACACCUUCGACAACCAAGGCAUUCUAUCUGAGCGAGGCCGAGAGGGCCUUAGCCGUAUCCCGGGUGCCGCCCGUAGAGGACAAAUCGCCCGUCUCCUGGAGCUUCUUCAAGAAAUCCUUCACAUCUUGGUUCUUUUGGGGGUUUGUGGUGCUCUGGAUUAUCGCCGGCGAGACCGAGUCCUUCAGUAGCAAUGCGCUGCUGGCUUUGUAUAUGAAAAGUCAUCCUACCAUCAAAUACUCCAUCCCUCAGCUGAAUAAUUAUCCUACUGGAGUACCCGCCGUCGGCAUCAUAUCCACGAUUUUUUGGGCGACCCUUACCGAUUUCCUUAACGGCAAGCGAUAUCUUGCCGCAUAUUUCAUUGCUAUUACGGGCAUAGCCACUUCUGCUAUGAUCCUAGCUGCCUCUAAGGACCCCACGAACCCGGCAUCGACAGCUGUGGUGUUCGGCGCUUAUUACUGGGCGGGCGCCGUCUAUGCCUGUCAGGCUACCUUCUUCGCCUGGGCUAAUGAUGCUCUUCGAUACGAGGAACAAAUGUUCAGGGCUGUCGUGCUGGCCGGUAUGAAUUUGGGAAGCAAUGCCAUAAAUGCUUGGUGGAGUAUCGUCUUCUACGGAGCAUCUAUGGCGCCGUGGUUUAUUAGAGGAAUGUGGGCCAUGAUCGCCGUCUCCAUUUUGUUAGCCAUAUGGACUGCGGCAUUGUCGUACACAACUACCAAGCACGAGAAGAAGCGGAGAGAGGAGUUCGCUCAGUUUUCUAGCGAGCACAAGACCGUUGCCGAAUAUGCAUAAUACGUAGAAUGGGGGCGGACGCCAACAUAAAACCUCAAGUACGAACCUCACAAUUUUCGGAGUGACGAUGUCUUGACUGGAUCUUGUUUUGUUGCCCUACCGUGGUUAGUGUGUGGUUUGAUAGCGGCUGCGGCGGGAACUAGAAUAGCUUGUGCCAUAAUAUACCUGCACCAUAAGCCUAGGUAUCUAGUUCUCGCUUCAUGAUACGUGUACGGGCGAAUUUUAGACACGUUCCGGUUUCACUUCGAAUCAUUAUGAGCCGCUUAGAGUUCGACUAGGAGAAAUGGCACCACGAAUCCUUAGGAUGAAACGAAUUUAGGCAACGUCCACAAUACUUACCUUCUUAUGAUAAGGUGCAAGUUCCCCAGAAAGGAAAUCCGGUAGAUUGAAGACUACCGAUGAGAUAGGGCGGAUAGGGGAGAGGCAUUUCCAAGGGUGUUUCCAGA
Molecule: messenger RNA, 2138 nt
Organism: Hypoxylon fragiforme
Lineage: Eukaryota; Fungi; Ascomycota; Sordariomycetes; Xylariales; Hypoxylaceae
Product: MFS general substrate transporter
Exons: 4
Coding region: 220-1692 (490 amino acids)
Biological process (GO): pantothenate import across plasma membrane
Cellular component (GO): plasma membrane
Molecular function (GO): pantothenate transmembrane transporter activity
Source: RefSeq, a predicted model, not a curated record